Molecule: messenger RNA, 895 nt
Organism: Nicotiana tabacum (common tobacco)
Lineage: Eukaryota; Viridiplantae; Streptophyta; Magnoliopsida; Solanales; Solanaceae
Source: RefSeq, a predicted model, not a curated record
UUAAAACCCUCCAUGCUGCGUCGCUUGCCUCGCCAUCGCCAACUCACCUUUCUCAACUCGACCGAGUCAAACCGGUUCAACUCCUUCACCGGCUCAGUUCACCGGUUCAAAUCUCUCCGCGCUAAAUAUUUCGUCGUAAUACCUACCAGAACUCAAAACUAUAAAUCAUUCUCAACAACCGGGAGCCGUACGCCGGCGAAAAUGGGCUCAAUUCCGAUGACGGCGUCGGUGCUGGAGGAUUUUGUUCACGUUGAUGGAGGAGAAAGUGCUAAUUCGAGUGUAGAAGGCUCGGAGGCGAGUAUUGAAGAUGUAACUUCGGCGAGUGUAGAAAUGACAGCAGGUGAAGGAUAUGAAAGGAAGGUUUUUCCGGAGGGAUUGUCGAGGAGUGUAAUGAAGCUCACUUGUGAAUCUUCUACGGACGCAGGCAUUUGCGAUGUAUAUGUUGUUGGCACUGCUCACGUUUCUGCGGAAUCCUGCCAAGAAGUUGAAGCAGUGAUCAAUUUCUUGAAACCAGAGGUUGUCUUCUUGGAGUUAUGCUCAGGUCGAGUGGGUGUACUCACACCUCAAGAAUUAAAGGUACCAACCAUGGGAGAAAUGGUGGAGAUGUGGAAGAAAAAUCAAAAUCCAUUUGGGAUACUGUACAGCUGGUUUCUCGCCAAGGUUGCUAGCAAGCUUGAGGUAUUUCCUGGGGCAGAGUUUCGUGUGGCGUAUGAUGAAGCAAUGAAGUACGGUGGGAAAGUGAUUCUUGGUGACCGUCCUGUGCAAUGUUUUUACCGAAGCCUGGAGAUCUCGUCAAAAUGGUAGGUUCCUUGCAGAAGAUUUUACGAGGUUGCCCCUCUCUGCAUAAAGUAAUAUUCUCCCCUUUUGUUUUUCUGGUUUUUCUUAUUAUCUUGAG